AUCCGACAGAUUCAGGGACGAAAGAGCGGGGAUAGGGGUGAACGAAGCAGGCCGGACCUGAAGUUUAUUUCCUUUCCUGCAGGAGAUGGUCGCCCAUUGACAAAGCCACCUCGAAGCGAGUGUCAAGCGACCCGGUUGACGGCUUCGGAUCGUCGUCCUAGAGUUCAGAAGCCUGCUGUCCGGGGCGUGCGUCUGGGGACGAUGGUUCCUGUCCAGAUUUCCGAUGAUCAGGACGGUGCUACGGAAAUCCUGGUUAUAUCUAUCUUAACAGAAGCCUAUUAAUCCAUUUCUUUUUCAUGAUGUUUGUUCAUCUGUCAUCGUCCCCUGGCUUCGUUCGUCCUUUGGCAGUCAUUCGUAUGAUUUUUUUCCUUGACCACGCUUCAUCAUGUCGCUUGCUCCUCCUGAGGUCAUGGCCACUUGGCCGGCGCCGAACUAUGUGAACCCUUCGACCAUGGUCCCCGCUACUCUGGGCAGCCUCCUCGCGGGCAUGGUUUUGAUGUUAAUGUUUGUCGCUGCGAGACUAUAUAUCCGAUUAAAUCUGGCAAAAGGGUUUGGAAUGGAUGACUAUUGCAUCAUGGUUGGUGUGUUAGCCAUCAUCGGCACAACGGUGUUAGCCACCAUACAUUGGAAGUAUGGAGCUGGCUAUCACGUAUGGGACUUCAAAAUGGAGUGGUAUGGGGGGUACCAGAAGAUAUCUUUGGCAGCCACUACGUUGUUCAACGUUAACGUCACGUUCCCCAAACUGUCGCUCUGCUUCACGUACCUGCGGAUUUUCCCUUCCAAAGCGAACCGCAUGUUCUGCUACCUAAUGAUCGCCUUUCUCCUGGGGUUCAUGAUCAGCAUGUCGCUGGUGACGAUUUUCCAAUGCCUUCCAGUCCAGUCGUUUUGGGAUUUGAGCGUCCCGCCAACAGUGUGUAUCAAUCGAUCGGGCUUCUCGAUUGCCGCUGGCGCUUUGAAUAGUGCUACAGACUUCCUCAUUUACUGGUGGCCAUCUCGGGCUCUGUGGAAGAUCCAGCAACCGUUGAAGACGCGCUUAGGGCUCGUCUUUGUAUUCUCGGUUGGCUCCCUCAUUUCCAUCGUGGGUGUUCUCCGCGCCUGGUACAUCCACCUUAUCUUCAUCCCUCCAAAAGUCUUCGAUCUAUUCUACGAGGGUAACGUCAUCUGGAUCCUCGGCGGCAUCGAAUGGAACCUCGGCAUGAUCUUCUCCUGCUUCCACGGCAUCAAGCCCAUCCUCGCCAAGGUCUUCCCCCGCAUCUUCGGCACCACCCAGGGCUCCUCCGCUGCCGCCGGCUACUCGGGCGGCCGCAGCAAGAAGUUCUCCAACCGCAGCAGCGUCAAGAAGUCCUUCCAGACCUUGCCGACCGAGAGCAUCACCGACCUGGGCGGCAGCCAGUCGAAAUCGCAGAUCCACGCCAUGAAGAGCUUCGAUUCCGCCAGCGAUGAUAUGGGGGGGAUCGAGUUGCCGAGCCGGGCGGUGAAGUAUACCCGCGAGAUCACGGUGCAGAGUAAUCCGAGAGAUGAGGAUGAGCGGCAUUUGGUCCAUAGCGGACCGAAGUAUCGUCGAGGGCAGUGGGAUAUUGUUUGAUUAUUAUGUGUGAUGUGUGAUGUUUUG
This is a messenger RNA of Eremomyces bilateralis CBS 781.70, 1612 nucleotides long. RefSeq lists its product as uncharacterized. The record is from RefSeq and is a predicted model, not a curated record. The transcript is spliced from 6 exons. NCBI's taxonomy places the organism in Eukaryota, Fungi, Ascomycota, Dothideomycetes, Eremomycetales, Eremomycetaceae. Bases 386 to 1585 code for a protein of 399 amino acids.